UGUUGUUCACCGUUCUUCAGCGAUUAGUUAGCUACUUCUCUACUUGGAGUUAGUAACUGUUCGAGGAAGAAACACGCAUGUAGCUACUGUUUGUGUUUUGACCGGAGCGCAAUACCCUGGUACGGACAAAUUAAGCUAUGUGUGAUAGAUCGAUGUGUGUGUCUUCUGCCUGCUUCAUGCGGUUUGAUUAGAAAAUACGUUCCGCUAGCUGCCCGUCAUGCAUUGCGGUCGUUGCAUGACAUGCGUCCAAAUUUAGUACAUCCAUCAUUGUGUUGGUCAAUUUUUAGCUUGACAAUUUUCCUGCUAUGUGCGAAUUGAAGAACACAGGACAGUGAGACAUGCGAGUGUCUUGCUAUUUAAAUGUUCUAUUUUUCGUUUAAAUUUGUUUAUUGGUUUGUUGUUUGGAGUUAAUCUCGAAGAAUGAUAUAAUUACAAUCGUGUGGAUCCUCAAGGAGUCAAGAGUAAAGUUUUAAAUGUCGGGCUAUGGCAAAUUUUGGCAGAAGCCUUAGCACACUAAAUUGGUGCCAUAGCGCGCUAAAUUAUUAUAUCGUACGAUGCUAAAUGGCACUAAACGAAUUAGCAUAAUGCCCUUCCAAAAGCUAUAACAUUAAGAUAGUCCACUAUUUAAAACUAUGAUCAGGAGGAACCUAGUAUUUGUGGGUAGAGAAUCAACAGUGUAAAACCAAUUAGGGCCGUGUGAGGGUCGAUCUGAUUGGGAUGUAUGCAUAUGUAUGUGUGGGCGAUGGAAGCAAUGGAACACAAAUAAUAGAAACUCGUUUUUUUCCUAAUUAGAGAUCCAGAUAAGGCAAAAAAGCAAGAUACCGUAUUAUAAAUAAAAAGAAAACACGCUACAUCACCCCCCACGCACACACACACACACACUCACCAAACCAAAUACACUUUCAGUUUCAAUAUAUAAGGUGUAUUUGUUUCUUUUUUUUUUUUGCGGGUGAAGGUGUAUUUGUUUCUUGAAAGUAUGAUUUCUUUAAUUUUGACCAAAUUUAGAGUCUAAAAUAUUGACAACCACAAUACUAAAAAUUAAAAUAUGAAAAUUCAUUUCAUGAUGAAUCUAAUGGUACCAAUUUGAUAUUCCGAAUAUUGAUAUAUUUUCGAAUCAACCUGUGGUUGGGAUGGUUAGGACAGUGGUAUCCCCAGCCCACCAGGGUUCAAGUCCUGGUACUCGCAUUUAUCCUCGAACGAGACGCCUACGUUGACUUUGUAAAGUCUUAAGAUGAUAUGCCGGCUUAGACUCUUGGAGGUGCUCAUAGGGGUAGUAUGUGCGUAUGUGUGUUCAUAGGGAUGAGUGUAUGCGUGUCUGAACUGUGUUAAAAAAAUAUUGAUAUAUUCUUCUACAAAUUUGGGCAAACUUAAAGAUGUUCAACUUUUGAAAAAAAUUAAUACAUCUUAUAUUGAAAACCCCAUGACACCAAUGGCACAGCAAAGUGCGUGCAAUCCUUCUAGUUAUUUAUAGAAUCACUAUAUCCAUCAUUUAGUUCAUUCACAAUUUCUCACCCACCGGACACGGCAAUCUAACAUAUAAAGCCUGGUAGAGUACCCGCCAUUCCAGGGGCAUUCGCGGCGCGCGUGCGUUGUGGCCGCACGAUUUCACAGCAAUAGGGAUUUUUACGCUGCUGUCAAAGUCGUGGCCGUUAGUCCUCUAUGACUCAUUUGUUUUGCUUCCUUGUCCAUGACGAGUGGGCCUCAAAUGUCUACGGGCCCAGUGUAUUGGUGCAUCCCGUGUGCGUCCUGGGUGAAAAAGCGAGAGGCGUGGGGCUGGAUCGUAGGGCGCGGUGAAAACCUAGCCCCCAAUCCCAUUCGUCUCCAAGCAGCCAAUCCCUCCACUUCUCGAGCCCCCUCCCCUCCUUCCCUGGUCUCCACUGCGCCGCCUCCCCCUCCCCCCUUCCCUUUUCUCCUCCUGUGCUCUCGCCCAGGCCAAGCCGAGCGACCUCCUGGCAAGCAUCUACUCCAUCUUGUUCUUCUCCGGCUGAACAGCAGCGAGCCCGCGGAUCUGGCGUCCCGGGAGUGGAAGGGGAUCUAGCGUCUGGGAGUGGAAGAAACGAGGAGCAUCCACCCGAUGGGGGAGGAGGUGGCGCCCAGGGAGAGGGGUGGCGGCAGCCCCUCUGCCUACCACCGAGCUCUGGGUGAAACAUGGAGGCGGCAGGGAGCAUGGGAGCGAUAGCGGUGACUGGAUGCCAGGAGCUUGACGAGGUCCAUGCCGGCAGCACCCUCGCCCUCAACCUUAGUGGCGGCGUGGCUGUACAAACGACGCCGGGCGACGGUGGGGCUGGAGAAUCAGGAAAGUCCAUGAUAUCUAUGCAGAUAAAUCUUCUUUUCUGGACCGGCUUUGACGUGGCGGAACACAAGGGCUAUACGACAGUCAACCAUGUCAUCGUGUACCAGACAAUCAAAUUAAUGUAUGAUGGGGCUAAAGAGCUUGCCCAAGGGGAAUCCGACUACUCAAAAUAUGCUAUUUUACCUAAUAAUCAGAAAUAAGCUAAGAGAGGCGGAAUCCGACCCUGAUGACAGCCAAAAUCAAGCCCCACUCCUCUCUCUCUGGCACCUACUCUUCAGAUGGCCAACAACACUUUGCCAGCAACGGCUGCUGUCCAGUUAAGAGCAAGUAUGUUUUGUCGCUGAAGCAUUAUUUGGAUUAUAGUUACUUCUCUGUUUCUGUGAAUAACUACACAUGUGUUCUUCUACUUUUCAUACAGUCAAAUUCUUAUCUUUGUACAUGGAUCCAUUAAGAACAUUAAAUAGACCACCCAGUUCAUGUAGAAUAUUGUCCAAUGCCUUCAAUUAUGCCAUGAUGUACUCAUACAAGGUGAUGUUAUAACCAUAUCUAGAGAAGAUCACAGACAAAUUUCUUCAGCACUAUUGUGUUCACUAUGCUCUCCACUGGCAUGUUAGCAUUAUACAGUGUUCUUGUGAUAACUGAGAAAUAUAUUGUGGCUACUGUCAUGGCAAGGCUACUACAAUCCUGACUUUGUCAAGUAUAAAGUAUUAUUGAGAUUAUGAAGUUUGU
Messenger RNA from Triticum dicoccoides, 3022 nucleotides. RefSeq names its product guanine nucleotide-binding protein alpha-1 subunit-like. NCBI's taxonomy places the organism in Eukaryota, Viridiplantae, Streptophyta, Magnoliopsida, Poales, Poaceae. Gene Ontology annotation, molecular function: G-protein beta/gamma-subunit complex binding; G protein-coupled receptor binding; GTPase activity. The coding region runs from base 2149 to 2493 and encodes 114 amino acids. The record is from RefSeq and is a predicted model, not a curated record. The transcript is spliced from 5 exons. Gene Ontology annotation, cellular component: heterotrimeric G-protein complex. Gene Ontology annotation, biological process: adenylate cyclase-modulating G protein-coupled receptor signaling pathway.